Molecule: messenger RNA, 1507 nt
Organism: Sardina pilchardus (European sardine)
Lineage: Eukaryota; Metazoa; Chordata; Actinopteri; Clupeiformes; Clupeidae
Product: gamma-aminobutyric acid receptor subunit alpha-2
Exons: 10
Coding region: 149-1507 (452 amino acids)
Biological process (GO): chloride transmembrane transport; regulation of postsynaptic membrane potential; nervous system process
Cellular component (GO): dendrite membrane; postsynapse; synapse
Molecular function (GO): inhibitory extracellular ligand-gated monoatomic ion channel activity; benzodiazepine receptor activity; GABA-gated chloride ion channel activity
Source: RefSeq, a predicted model, not a curated record
GUUGCGCGCUCCCUUGAAAUCUUCACCGACACCUCACUGAAACCAUCAGUGCCGUGAGCUGUUGAGCUCAACUUUCAUAUAUUCAGUGUUUGGAUUGGGGGAAAACAACAAAGAUAAGCAUCUUAUCCAACAGGUGUUCAAACCAGCAAUGAGGGAGAGGGUGAUCAUAUUCUGCCAUCUGUUCUUCUGUCUGUCAUUAGCUGUGCUUUUGCACUCAAGGUCGGUUUCUGGCGACGCCAGUACAGAUGCCUUCAAGAACAACAUCACACUCUUCACACGGAUCCUGGACAGACUUCUGGAUGGCUACGAUAAUCGGCUGAGACCUGGCCUUGGAGAUCGGAUAACAGAGGUGACAACAAAUAUCUACGUCACCAGCUUUGGUCCUGUGUCAGACACAGACAUGGAGUACACAAUAGAUGUCUUCUUCCGCCAAAGUUGGAAGGAUGAGAGGCUCAAAUUCAAUGGGCCAAUGAACAUCCUGCGCCUCAACAACCUCAUGGCCAGCAAGAUCUGGACACCAGACACCUUCUUCCACAAUGGCAAGAAAUCGGUUGCCCACAACAUGACCAUGCCCAACAAGCUACUGAGAAUCCAGGACGACGGCACCUUGCUCUACACAAUGAGGUUGACAGUGCAUGCAGAGUGUCCGAUGCACCUUGAGGACUUCCCCAUGGACUUCCAUUCCUGCCCUCUCAAAUUUGGCAGCUAUGCCUACACCAUGUCAGAAGUGACCUAUGAGUGGACGCCCAACACCACGGUCGUCGUGGAGGGAGAGAGUUCUCGGCUCAACCAGUAUGAUCUUCUUGGCCAAACAGUAGGACGAGAGACCAUCAAAUCCAGUACAGGCGAGUACACGGUCAUGACGGCCCAUUUCCAUCUGAAGAGGAAGAUCGGCUACUUCGUGAUCCAGACGUACCUGCCCUGCAUCAUGACCGUCAUCCUCUCGCAGGUCUCCUUCUGGCUCAACCGGGAGUCGGUGCCCGCCAGGACGGUGUUCGGCGUCACCACCGUCCUGACCAUGACCACCCUGAGCAUCAGCGCUCGCAACUCGCUGCCCAAGGUGGCCUACGCCACCGCCAUGGACUGGUUCAUCGCCGUGUGCUACGCCUUCGUCUUCUCCGCCCUCAUCGAGUUCGCCACGGUCAACUACUUCACCAAGCGCGGCUGGGCCUGGGAUGGGAAGAGCAUCGUCAAUGAAAAGAAAAAAGAGAAGGCCUCAGUGGUGAAGAAGAACAACGCGUACGCUGUGGCCGUGGCCAACUACGCCCCGAACAUCACCAAGGACUCCGUGCUGCCCACCAUCGCCAAGGGCGGCGCCGGCGGCGACCCCAACAAGCCCAAGGGCGAGGGCAAGCAGGAGUGCAAGAAGUCCUUCAACAGCGUGAGCAAGAUCGACCGCAUGUCCCGCAUCCUGUUCCCCAUGCUCUUCGGGAGCUUCAACCUGGUCUACUGGGCCACGUACCUCAACAGGGAGCCCGUCAUCAAGGACAUGGUGCCCUCGACCUAA